Messenger RNA from Anthonomus grandis grandis, 881 nucleotides. RefSeq names its product selenoprotein S A-like. The record is from RefSeq and is a predicted model, not a curated record. The transcript is spliced from 5 exons. Lineage: Eukaryota; Metazoa; Arthropoda; Insecta; Coleoptera; Curculionidae. Gene Ontology annotation, cellular component: endoplasmic reticulum membrane; Derlin-1-VIMP complex; Derlin-1 retrotranslocation complex. The coding region runs from base 165 to 695 and encodes 176 amino acids. Gene Ontology annotation, biological process: retrograde protein transport, ER to cytosol; endoplasmic reticulum unfolded protein response.
CUGUCAUUGGAACAAAUCAGCUGAUUGUCAAUAAGGUCAAGUUUUUAUCUAGAUAAAUACACUACGUGUUUGUCUAUUGUAUUAUAAUUUUGGAGUCUUUAUUUAGAACAGCUUUGAUAAUACAAUACAAACGUUCUAGUAGUAAACAAAACUUUAUCCUAAAAAUGGUGGUAGACACGAUCCUAGAUACCCUAAGAGCAGGGCUCCAAGAAAUUAUAAACUACAUAAACUUUUGCAUAUUAUUUAUACAAAAUUAUGGUUGGCAUAUGCUCUUUGGUGGCAUUAUCUUAUACUAUGUUUAUAAGCAGUUUAUUAAGGGAAUGUUAAAAUCUGCUUUUCUUGGUUAUGAUAGCUAUAAAAAGAAGAAGGACGAGGCUCAGUAUGCUGCCAAAUAUCACAAAGACCCAGACCUGUUUGCAGCCCGAUUAUCAGCUCAACAGGAGAGAGCCCAAAAGCUUCAAGAAAAAUAUGAUGAAGAAGCAAAAAUUCAUCAAGCCAAGCUGAAAGAGAAAGAAGCUAAAAAACAGCAAGAAGUUCUAAGACUGCUAGAACAGUCGGGUCAAGCUGGACAUAAACUAGGAGAAGGUAGCAGUAAAUCUUUUAGACCAGACUAUCAUCCCCUUAUGGGCCCUGGAACUUCUUCUAACUAUAGACCUCCGAAAAGGACAAAAUGUGGAGGUGGAGGUUGUGGUUAAUCAUUCAUAUGACUAUAUAUUUUAUAAUUUUUUUUAUUGGGUUAUAGAUUAUCACAAUUUGUUUAACAUGUAUAAAAUUUUAGUAUAUUAACCUUAAAAUGUCUCAGUGAAUUAUUCAUUGAAAACUUAUAUAUUUGACUCAUAAUAGCAGGUGAGAAGCAGAAAUAAAACCAGUAUUUAAAAAUU